This is a messenger RNA of Lates calcarifer (barramundi perch), 1712 nucleotides long. RefSeq lists its product as uncharacterized. NCBI's taxonomy places the organism in Eukaryota, Metazoa, Chordata, Actinopteri, Centropomidae. The record is from RefSeq and is a predicted model, not a curated record. The transcript has 2 exons. The coding region runs from base 253 to 921 and encodes 222 amino acids.
GCGCAUCCUGUUUUAUUAAAUUUUUUUCCAGGCGAAAAUGGCUGCCUCUCUCAUCUAAACCUCUGUGUAAAGGAUUAAAUGAGCAUAUAAUAGGCAACAGAAAUCGCGGUCCCGCUUCAAGACAAUACUCAUGGGUGCCAGGGUGUAGUUUGUGAAGCGCCUUCAGGAAGAUGUUGUGGCUGACAGAGAAGGAAAAUGUAUGCGAUUCGAUAUUAACCCUUUCCAGCCCAACAUCCACCAACAAAUGAGAAAAUGAUGCAUCAAGUGACCAGCAGCAGCAGUGACUAUUGUAUGAGUGGACUGGCAGAGGACUGUCAUCCAGCCAGCCACUUUGAUUUAUGUAGCACUCAGUCCAACAAAUUCUACCCCUCUCAGACAAACCCUGGUCUGCAGCUGUCUCUUGCCGGCCUAGCCCCUUUGCCACAGGGCAUGCACAAAGCCAUGGCGUGCCAAAUGCAAGACACCCAGAACGACUUCCAGACACAGACAGUGAGAAUCAGGGGCAGUGAGGCUGCAGGGCCUGAUGCCUCUAAGAAGAAGAAAGGCAUAGUGAAGUCAGGGCGGAGAGGGAGGCCGUCAGGGACCACCAAAUCUGCCGGUUACCGCACGAGUACUGGGCGUCCGCUCGGAACAACCAGAGCAGCUGGGUUCAAAACCAGCCCGGGGAGGCCCCUCGGUACCACCAAAGCAGCAGGAUACAAGGUCAGCCCCGGCAGACCCCCCGGCAGCAUCAAGAGUCUAGCCCGGCUCAAGAAGCUGGAGUUUGGUUGUGACAGCGCCAAGAAACUUGACUUUAGCAACUGCAGUGUUCCCAAGAAACUGGACUUCACUGCCUGUGAUGUUCCACCUUUUCCAUACACCAUGAUGGAGAAAAGAGACCUCUGUGAGCCCAGUAGCAAAGUGGAUGAAACCAGCGAAUAAUUCUGCUUGAAAAAACAUUUGGGUGCAUCCAGAAAGAGGAAAACAUUUCUCUCAAAUGUUUUGUCAUUUAGACAUGGCUCUGACUGAGUUUUCACUGUACAGUGUUCAACAUUGUCUUCAUCCUCUCGUAAUAAAUGACUGAAUCAGAAGUAUGUUACUCCAGUUUGGCAGAGAUGCAUGCAUAUGAAUUAAUCACACCAAUCAGUAUAGGCAAAAAAUGUAUUUAUCGGUUUAUGUUCUCACUGAAGAGUGGAUCCUUUUUUUCCCCUCAAGCAUUUUGUUCCUCCGUUCUAACAUUUCUAUGGCCAGGUCCUUGUAACAUUUUCUACAUUUAUAAAAAAAAAAUUGCAUUUCAGUUCAAAUAACCUAUGCUUUUUCCUGAGGAUUAAUAUGUGGAUGUGUAAUUGUCCUUUCUGUGUGUUGUCCAGUUCAAUAUGUAUUUUUGUUUUGUGAUAUUAUCCUGCAUCAUACCCUGCAAAGGGAACACAGCGAUACAUUUUUAAUUAGCUUGAACUGGUAAAACUAAACUCAUUAUAUCCUUUUGAACACAGUAUUUGUUAUCUCUACACUUUGUGAAUAUAGUUUUGAUUAUGUAUUGUAUUGCCUGUUUUCGUCCCCCAGACUCACUUGAUAAGCACUUACAGAUCUACAUGUAUGUUGUUAUGCUGUUCAUUAGGAAAAAUAAUUACUUCAUAAAACAGAAAAAAAGAUGCUUUGUGGAAUAUGUAAUAAAUGCUUAUGUGCUGUAUGUGAAACCAAAAUAAAAGAAAGAAAUUGCCUUUUCCACAUAA